Molecule: messenger RNA, 709 nt
Organism: Spodoptera frugiperda (fall armyworm)
Lineage: Eukaryota; Metazoa; Arthropoda; Insecta; Lepidoptera; Noctuidae
Gene: mRpL51
Product: 39S ribosomal protein L51, mitochondrial
Exons: 4
Coding region: 159-629 (156 amino acids)
Biological process (GO): translation
Cellular component (GO): mitochondrial large ribosomal subunit
Molecular function (GO): structural constituent of ribosome
Source: RefSeq, a predicted model, not a curated record
UCAAUGUCAACUAUCAAGACAAGUGCUGUAAAGUCAAACUCAAAUCCCAAAUUCCAAUUUGAUGGAAUUUAAAGUUCUUUUGAAAAAUCUGAAUUAAUUUCAAGAUUGUGUGUAUUAAUUAAUUAAAUAUACAUUGCUGAUGAUAAAACUACAUUAAUAUGGCGUGGCUAGGAUCAACCGUACUGAAUUUAUUUUGGAAACCCAGUGUAAACAUUGUUAGGACACGAUAUCAUGCGGAAAAACAGCGUGUCAUUAAGAGAUACGGUUUUGAAGAACAGAUAUGGAAUGGUGGAUUGCUUCCUCGGACGUCGGGGAAACCUUUGCCUAUGCCAGAGUAUAGGCCAGCAAAUCCAUGGUCGGAACGCAAAGCUUUGUUUGGCCAGAAUGACUACAUUGAUAUCCUUGGGCCCGGAGACUUGCACCCUGUGAAGACACUGUACACGGUUCCAUCCUGGAUAAGGGGAGUCAAUGGCAAUGAAUACCAAAUCUUGUUGAGAAAAAGAAAAAUGUUGGGGCAGGCUGGUUUACGUCAAGUCAGACCAACAAAGUGGAAGGACUUGCAAAGAAGAAUAUCUUUCCUGUAUAGAAAGCUUAACAGGAAAACGAAGACAGGACCAUCUCCUAUUUAAAUUGUUAUUAUAGUUUUUAUUUUGUAAUAAGUAUAUUGUAGUGUUGUAUAAAAUAGGAAUAAAAUGCUUUAAACAAAUUA